Molecule: messenger RNA, 2412 nt
Organism: Ophidiomyces ophidiicola
Lineage: Eukaryota; Fungi; Ascomycota; Eurotiomycetes; Onygenales; Onygenaceae
Gene: CYR1
Product: cysteinyl-tRNA synthetase
Exons: 2
Coding region: 1-2412 (803 amino acids)
Biological process (GO): cysteinyl-tRNA aminoacylation
Cellular component (GO): cytoplasm
Molecular function (GO): cysteine-tRNA ligase activity; ATP binding
Source: RefSeq, a predicted model, not a curated record
AUGGCUGCCCCGCGUGAGCAGCCGCCGUGGAAGCAGCCGUCGCUGCGGCCUGAAUCUGCCUCGCAGCUCCCACCGCUGAAAAUAUGGAAUUCCUUAACCCGAUCCAAAGUCCCCUUUGUCCCUCUUGACCCCAACGGCAAGCAAGUUACUUGGUAUGCCUGUGGCCCAACGGUCUAUGACGAUGCGCAUUUAGGUCAUGCUCGAAAUUAUGUGAGCACGGAUAUCCUGCGAAGAGUGUUGCGAGACUACUUCAAGUUCGACGUCCGGUUUGUUAUGAAUAUCACGGAUGUGGAUGAUAAGAUUAUCACCAGAGCCAGACAGCAGCACUUGUUUACGGAGUAUAUGACAUCUCAUCCUUCCAUCGAUACCUCUGUCCUCGAGGAGAUCACCUUGGCCUAUCAUAGCUACGUGAAGAAGAAUCUGCCGCUGUUAGAGAAACUCCCCGAGCCGGAGAACUUUUCUACAGAAGUAUUAUUGAUUUACGGACAUAUUCUCAAUGGAGGAGCCCUCAAUGCGGGUGAUAAGCCGGGAGAUAAGGAGGCUAAGAUAAAAAUGCAUAUCAAAACAGCUAUUUCAGCAACGAAUGCCCUUGCUGAUGCUCGUUCUGAGAAUCAUACCAUUUUGAGCGAAACUUUUUACGAUCUUGUUCAGGAUAUUGUGCUUCCAUAUUUGGACAGCUUAAAGGGGUCGUCAAUUCGUGGCGAAGAUUAUUCCAUAUUUACAAAGCUAACCAAGAGAUUCGAAGAUCGGUUCAUUGAAGAUGCUCGUGCUUUAAACAUCAUAGAUGCGGACGAGAUCACUCGAGUCACGGAGUUUGUACCAGAGAUCGUGAGCUUUGUUGAGCAAAUAGUUCAACAUAAAUUCGCAUAUGUCACUGGAGAUGGGUCUGUUUACUUUGAUAUUGCUGCUUUUGAGUCUGUCGGGAAUCAUUACGCUCGCUUGGAGCCCUGGAACAGAAAUGAUACCACGCUCCAAGCAGACGGAGAAGGUGCUUUGAUCAACAAAUCAGUGGAGAAGCGUUCCAAAGCGGAUUUUGCUCUCUGGAAAGCCUCCAAAGCUGGUGAGCCAAGCUGGCCUAGUCCUUGGGGCCCUGGACGGCCGGGAUGGCAUAUUGAAUGUUCUGCAAUGGCGUCUGCCAGGCUUGGAAAGCAAAUGGAUAUUCACUCUGGUGGUAUCGACUUAGCUUUUCCACACCAUGACAAUGAGAUUGCACAGAGCGAAGCAUAUUGGCAUGAUGGUUGCUGCCAUGAUCAGUGGGUUAAUUACUUUAUGCACAUGGGACACCUAUCAAUACAGGGCUCGAAAAUGUCCAAGUCUCUCAAAAAUUUUACAACCAUCCGUGAAGCUCUAGAAAGGGCUGACUGGACCCCAAGAAGUCUUCGUAUUGUCUUUCUAUUAGGAAAUUGGGCAGAUGGUAUCGAAAUAACGGAAGACCUGAUCAAAGCUGGCAAUGCGUGGGAAGAGAAGCUGAAUAACUUUUUUCUAAACGUCAGAAACCUUCCGGCUGAUAAUGGCGCGCCCUCUCCAUCGGAUGAUUCCUUAAUUACUCACUUAGAGUUUGCUCGGAAGGGGGUGAAUGACAGCCUAUGCGACUCGUUCAACACCGCGAGUGCCAUGGCGGCUAUUUCAGAACUUGUCUCGCAAUAUAACAUUCUUGAUAAGUCAAAACUGAACAGUGAACAUAUUCAAGAUGUGGCCAGAUGGGUGACAUCGAUGGUAAACAUAUUCGGGUUGAAUGGAUCUGCAAGGCCAGAUUCCGAGGAAGUAGGCUGGUCUGGAAUAGAGAUCCCUGAUGCGGCCAGACCCUACCUUUAUCCUCUCUCGUCAAUGAGGGAUACCCUGCGAGACAGUGCCCGUGGGAGUUCUGGCAUUUCAGCUGAUAUUUUGAAGUCAGUAAGCGCGCGAGGCGAGGAAGCAUUGAAACAUGAUGUUCCUGUUCUUGAGGCGGCUCAACCGUACAAACGAGUUCUGGACGAUUUCUGCACGAAGCUAGAUUCACUGGAACAAUCCGAUACGAUUUCUAAAGAAGUAUUGGCUCUUUGCGAUCGGGUACGUGAUGUUGACCUCUUUGACCUAGGAAUUUAUCUCGAGGAUCGGCACGAGCGACCGGCGCUCGUGCGAACAGUUUCCAGAGAGCUUAUGGCGGCUAGGGAAGAGAAGGUAGCCAGAGCAAGGAAGAAGCAGCUAGAGAAGGAAGCUAGAGAAAAGGAAGCGCGAGAAAGGGCAGAAAAGGGGAAAAUUAGCCAUUUGCUUAUGUUCCGUACCAACGAAUAUAGUGCAUGGGAUGAGAAUGGUCUUCCAACCAAAGACGGCGAUGGAAACGAGCUACCAAAAAGCAGAGCUAAGAAGCUGAAAAAGGAAUGGGAAAGACAGAAAAAGGAGCAUGAAGCAUGGCUGGGAAAACAAAAAUAA